Daphnia carinata is the source of this 2202-nucleotide messenger RNA. RefSeq names its product mitochondrial Rho GTPase-like (gene Miro). The record is from RefSeq and is a predicted model, not a curated record. The coding region runs from base 34 to 1950 and encodes 638 amino acids. Gene Ontology annotation, molecular function: GTPase activity; GTP binding; calcium ion binding. NCBI's taxonomy places the organism in Eukaryota, Metazoa, Arthropoda, Branchiopoda, Diplostraca, Daphniidae. The transcript is spliced from 11 exons. Gene Ontology annotation, biological process: small GTPase-mediated signal transduction; mitochondrion transport along microtubule; regulation of mitochondrion organization. Gene Ontology annotation, cellular component: mitochondrial outer membrane.
GCUUGUUAAGCGGUUUCCAACAUAAGAAAAAAGAUGGGCCCGGUCGGCAGGCAGGAUGUUCGAAUCUUGUUAUUAGGAGAAAGAGGAGUUGGGAAAACUUCACUUAUCUUGUCCUUAGUCAGUGAAGAAUUCCCAGAUAUCGUUCCCCCACGUGCCGAAGAGAUAACAAUCCCCGCCGAUGUGACUCCAGAACAAGUUCCAACACAUAUCGUCGACUUCUCAGAAAGUGAACAAACUGAACAAGAUCUUACCCGGGAAGUCCAGCGUGCUGACGUAGUUUGUCUAGUAUACGCUGUUGAUGACAAUCAUUCUUUGCAACAAAUCACUGAAAGGUGGCUUCCAUUGCUACAAUCACUGAGACCAGCUUCCAAAGAAGAUGACAACCAAAGUGGAGAAGUUGUGUCAGCAGUUCCAAUCAUCUUGGUUGGGAACAAGUCUGAUUUGCUUGAGCAAGGAAAUAUGGAGGCAGUGUUACCAAUCAUGAACCACUAUGCAGAAAUUGAAACCUGUGUUGAGUGCUCUGCAAGGACCCUUCGUAACAUUUCGGAGAUGUUCUACUAUGCCCAAAAAGCUGUACUUCAUCCAACGGCGCCGCUCUAUAUCGCUGAAGAUCGAGAGCUAACUGAAAAAUGUAAGCGGGCUCUCCGUCGAAUAUUUGCCAUCUGUGAUCGCGACGGCGAUGGGUCGUUAAGUGACAAUGAGCUUAAUGCUUUUCAGCAACGAUGUUUUGGAACAUCACUACAGAAUCGAGCUCUCGAAGAUGUACGGAAUGUUGUUCGUCGCCACACCAAUGACGGCGUCGGGUCCAACGGCUUGACGCUUUCUGGAUUCCUUUUCCUACACCGUCUAUUCAUUCAACGUGGACGACACGAGACCACGUGGACGGUGCUAAGGAAAUUUGGAUACGAUGAUAAUUUGAACCUGAGUCGGGAUUACUUGCAUCCCCCGUUGCGGGUUCCUCCGGGAUGCAACACGGAAUUUUCUGCAUCAGGCUGGGCAUUUCUUGUACAGCUGUUUGAGCAACACGACAAGGACAAGGAUGGAGCUUUGAACACGGACGAACUCGCAUCACUUUUUUCUCCUUGCUCAAUAAUGCCAUGGGGGCAAAAUUUAAAGUAUUCAGUACCUACCAAUGGCCAAGGUUGGCCAACUUUAAAAGGUUACAUGGCUCAGUGGAGCUUGAUGACGUACUUGGACGUCCGGAGGACGUGCGAGUUGCUUGCGUACCUUGGAUAUCACACUGCUGGCACAGACAAUCAACUCUCAGCCAUCACCGUCACAAAAGCGCAACGUUCUGGUGGCAGUAAGAAACGCAAUACACGUACCGUUUUUAUGGGUCAUGUCAUUGGGCCUCCUGGCGUGGGAAAAACCACCUUUUGCCAAGGAUUGCUUGGACGAACCGUCGACGAAAUUGACACUUCCAACUUGUGGUGUGAGCUGCCUCGUUACGUCGCCCGGCAACUGAGCGUCUAUGGCCAGAGCAAGAUUCUUCUUCUUCACGACGUUGAUGCCCUGGGAGCUGAUUCACUCUCCCCACAACAAGUAGCUUGCGAUGUAGCAUGUCUAGUUUACGACGCCACAGACGAGCACAGCUUUGAACAUGUCGCAAGAUUGUAUCUGAAGUAUUUUGCCGAAACCUCGAUCCCUGUGCUUAUCGUGGCUUCUAAGUGGGAAUCCGGCCCUGUACGUCAGCAAUAUCUCCAACAACCGGAGACGUUUUGCCGCAAGCAUCGAUUACCGCCGCCACACGGUUUCAGUGCUAAAGCAGGUCGCCUGCAAAGCGAUGUUUACAUCAAGUUGGCUACCAUGUCGUCUUUUCCAUCAUGGAGACCUUCGAUGUUGAGUGGAAAUUCCAGCGCUGUUUGGAUCCGAGCUGUCGUGGGAUUAGCAGCCGCCACGGCCCUGGGUCUCCUUGUGGCGCGAACCAUUCGCCGUCUCAACAUUGGUUGAUAGACAAGUGUCUUCUCUCAAAUGAACCUUAAGAAGAAUUUACCGUUCAUAAUGAAGCUGCAGUGACAAGUUUUCAGAUGAAGAUUAGAUCUACAAAAAGAAAUUCACAUAAGAAAUUAAUAACAUUAUUCUAUGACUGAUGCGCAGCGUUCCAGUGUUGUGUAGCAGUAGAAAGUCCGUGUUGUUGGCCACUAGAUGGCAAAUCUUAUUGGGAAAAGUCAUUAAAUAAGAAUUAGAAUUCGACAAAGGUGA